UAGCGGUACGGCAACAGUGUGAGCGUCAAUGCAGGCGCUUGAGUGAGUGAGUAAGCGCGCGCGUGUGAGUGUGUUGGUAUUUUUGUGCGCGCGCACACACACAAGUGCGGUCUUGCUUGCGGUGUGUCCUGACGCUUUUUUACACCCCAUCUAGUCUGCCGGUUGCCGCUGAAUGGUUGAAAUAAAAAAUGGUUGAAAUUUUUAAACUCAAAUUGAGUGAGCGCCAGGUAUGAGUUGGUGAGCGCGCUGUCGUUGUGCAGCUAACGCACGGUAUUGGCAAUUGCCGAGCGCAGCGCAGUGAGUGAGUGAGUUGGUAGACCAUCUAGUGAGGUUCUAUGAAUGGGCCGUUGGCGGGCGGUGCGCGCUGAGGGGCAGCUUGUGUGCAAGUAUGCAUUUCUGCUCAAUGCAAUGGUGGUGUCACAUGCCUGCACAUAUGCUGUGUGUUUGUAUUUGUUAGCUUUGUGCAAUUUUUCUACUUCGUCGUCUCUUUAUUUGUAUGUGUGCGUGCGUGUUUUUUACACAACUUGAUUCAUUAGCGUGUUGCGCUCGCAUGUAUGCUUUCAUAUGCAUUUGCGGUGACUGUUGUGUUCUGAGCGCCAAUGCUGUCUGCUGACUUACAAACACAAGCGCGCUUUGGACGACGUUUUUUAAAUAAAUUUACAGAGCGCAAAGCCAUUAGUAUGGCGAAUUCUCCCCCAUUUCCAAAUAGAGCAGCACUCAGCUGUGCGCAUUGUUUGCAUUGCAUUUUUUACUGUUCUUUAUUGGCUCUCGUCGCCUAAUUAAUGAGAGCGUUGCGGCUUGUGCAAUGAGUAGUAAGUGCAGCGCGUUCUUCGAAAAGUUCUUAAAACAGAAAAAAUAAUUAGUUAUUGCUCUGACACAGCACAACGCUGUGCACUUUUUAUACUUGCGGCCGGUGAUUCCAUUCCGUUGCGCGCUGGCACUGGCAAUCAUGCUGUUGUGCGCCUUCCGCCCCACAUGCUAAAAAACUGCAUUCUUACUCACUACCACAGCGCGCCAUACUCCAGGCGCUCUUUGUUCUGUUGCAUGCAUGUAAAGCUCUCACUUGCGCUCUUUGCUGAGCAAAUUGCAAUAUGCCUUUUUUAUUUCAUCUUGUCACCGCAUUCGCUGCAGCGCGCCAAUCGUGCAUUCUAGCUGUCAUUGCUUGCAUUGGUGGUUGUAAGCGCGCCAUGCCGCUCUACCGCUGCACCGUUGUUUAAGUAUAGCAUUUUUUUGCGCCCAUACUGUGUGAGUCUCUUCCAUCACACGUCCUGCUCCACCUCUCGCACUGUGUUGGUGAUAUGCAAUGGCAGCGCGCACGUUCUGCCGCGUUCUACUCGACGUCUGUCGCUCGUGGCUGCGUCGCCGCGCACUCUGUGUUGUGAUAUAAUUUUUAUAGUCGAGUCGGCUCGGCAGUCGCAAAAACGCAAGGCAUCCGAUAUGCAACGGAACGCAUUUUCGGACGCGGCCCGAGUCGAUCCGAGUAGCGUCCGAUCGCGCGUCCAGCAAUAGUAAAGUAUUUUUAUUAAUUUACAAUAAAAAAUUGUUGCUCAAGCGCUACCGCGUUGUGCUUGCGCGCAAAUGUAUUAGUGUUGUGACUGCACUUGGUGCAAUUGUUAUUGCGUUCGCUGUGUGGUUGUCACUGACGCAGCGCCGCUUUGAAUUUUCUAGAAAAAAAAAUCACCUCAAAGCAUCAGUAGCAACAUUACGAAUUUCUUUUAAUAAAUUAACAACAAUUAAAGGCACAACAAUUACAGCGAUAAACGCGGCGCUGACCACAGCACAACAGCCACGCAGCGGCGAAAGCGAUAACAACGCACACAGGCGCAAAAAAAAAAGAAAAAACAUAUAUUUUACAAACACCAUGUAAAGCAACAACAACAACGCAAACAAUAAUUAAUAAAGUUGACGAAAUUGUGCAAAAUCGCCUAAGUGAGUGCAGUGGCCGCGCGCAUGUGUGUGUGCGUGAGUGCGUAGAAUGCGUUCGCCGCGCGCUGCCCAAUGCCGCUUGCCUGUAUGUGCUUAAUGUGUGCGUGUGUGUGUGUGUGCGCGCGCAACUGCGUGUGUGUGCAGUGGCAGCAGCAGCGUCAGCAACUGCAACAGCAAUGGCAGCAGUGCCACUGGCAGUGGUUGCUGCUCAAAAAAGAAGGAAAUUGAAUUUAUUCUUUUGACGCGCGUCUGUCCAUCGCGAGCGCGCCAUACUUCCGCUACUAGCGCGCUUGUUGCAAUUCGCAUUUUGCGUGCCGCAGUAAGCACAAGCUUAUAGUGUUUAACAAUUACAACAGCAACAACGACAAUAACAAACACUAGGCAUAACGGCAUAACAACGUCUAUUCAAAGUCAACAGCGCCAACUAGUGUUAUUCCGCUGUUGCCAUUGCUGUUGCCAGCAACGCCGUCGGUCAAGCUCAAAAUAAAAAUAAAAAAAGAACAGCUAGAAAAAAAAUUUAGAAAAACACAACGCACUUUACGUAGCAGUCAAAUUUUGACAAUUCUUAAUAUACGCACACAUACGCGCGCGCCACACAACAACAUUACAACGCGCUGCAACCGAACACACAGUGCAUACGCUAUUGUAUUGCCAUGCGGCGCGUCGCUGCACCACCUUCACUGCCCACCACCCCCAGCGCCGCACGCCACCGUACUACAUCCGCCACCGCCGCCGCCGCCGUCACCAUCGCCAACACUCCGCGUUCGCACGCAAAACACCGCGCGUCGUAUGCGUCGUGUGUACCGCGAAUCAGCGCGCCGUCGCCACUCAAAUGUUCUGUUCUGUUCUGUUGUGCAGUCGCGUACGCGUACCGGCGCACCGUUGACGUUGUUACUAUUACUAUUAUAUUUGAUGGCUAUUUUUCACGUUAUUUUCACGAUUGUUACUUAAUUUUACACUUGUCGAGCGUUUUCCUGCUUUCUCGUCUGCCUGCGUCGUUCUUUGAACAGUCGGUGAUGGUGUGGCGUUAACAACGCGUCAACAAUAUUUAGUGCAUUUUUUACAGUUAUUGAUUUUUUUCAUUUGUGAUUUUAAGUUCCAACAAUAAAUUUCGAAAAUAAUGCCAAUAUUAAUAAUUGAAAAUAAAUUUACGUCGAUUUGAUUGCAAAUUGAAAAUCACAAAUAAAUGUGCAGUGACCCACGGUGCAAUUGCAAUAAGCUUCGUACAAAAAAAAAUAUAUAUAAUAAUAUAUGGGAAAAAGUUUUUUGAAAACUAAACAUUUUUGUUGAAAAAAAUACACACACACACAUACAUAUAUUUUUGUUGAGUUGAAAAAAGUAUACAAGAAUAAUAAACAACUUAAAGAUAUAUAUUAAAAAAAUAUAUAUACAAACACAAUACAAAUUAAAAUAAUUUAAAAAAAUUUAAAAAUUAAAAUAAAAAAUUACAAAAACAAAUAAGUUGGCAAAUGAAAAUGAGUUUUUAGAAUUUUACAAAGACACAAAUAUACAUAUAUGUAGUCAAACAUAAAGUGCAAUCUAAGAGAGAAUAAUACAAAAAUUAACAAAAGAUUAUAUAAAAAAGAAAUUCAACUAAAUUCGCAACAACAACAACAACUGAAGACACAUAUGCCACCAACAUAAGCGUGUGUGGCAUGCAACGCGUCGAGUUUGCAGCAAGUAGGCGAUAUAAAGCGACAAAUAAGUUUGCAAGAAAGCAUAUCCAACAACAAUAACAGGCGUGCAGCCAACAAACACAGUUGCCAGAUAGUUAAAAAAAUAAAUUUCCGUUUUGCUUCUGAAUUAUUUUAAAAUAAAUCGACGUUAUUGCAUAUGAAACAGUUAUAUACACAUACAUAUAUAUAUAAUAUAUAAAACAAAUACAACAACGUAGCAAUAACGAAACGGUUGUUGUUGUAAAUAGCAGCAGCAGCAGCGGACGGACAGCAGGCAGCAGACGACAGCCGACGACAACUGCAGUGGCCGCAAGCUUUCCAGCGCCCCUCCAACGCCUACCAACAAAGCAUCACCGACAAGCAGCAGCAGCGGCAAAAACAAUCACAAUAAUACGGCGCUUAAUUAAGCAAUACCUACGCGUUUGGCCCAUGGAAGAAUUGGCUUAGAACGGAUCGCUGAGGAGUUGAUGGAACGCAUGAAAUGGAAGCAAUAUCAAGAGCCAUUAACUACGCGCGUCCAUACAAACAAUCACACCGUACAAUCGCCAGCCGAAACAGCAGCAACAGCAGAAUUGCCAGCAGCAACAGCCGCCGCCAGUACAGCAGCGACCUCAGUAGCCCCACAAAUCCCAGUAGAACGGCAAACAUCAACAGAGUACGAUCAACAACAACAAAAACACAACGAUCAGCCUGUCGAGGAGCAGAAGAUUACACAUUUGCAGCAACCAAAAUCGAUCAACGAUCUCACAGACACCAAGAGUGCACAGUCAUCAUCAUCAUCACCAACAUACGGCCAGAGCAACGGCACUGCAACAGACAACAACAACAGCCAACACAAUCUUCAAUACGAGCAAACACACGAGCGCACAGUCGGAGGCGGAACGAACGCCGAAGAACAGCAACAAAACAAAGGAAAUACGCAACAAAGCAACUGCGUAGAAGACUCCAUAAAGGCUAAGGAGGAUCGGGAGGCGCAAGCUGUUACAGACAAUACAACAACAUCACAUAAUCACAACCAACUUCACCGUAAUAACAGUAAUAGUGUAACAUUAAAUAAUAAGACAAAUUGCGGCAACCACAACGGCAACAACAACAACGGUAAUACAUCAAUAAAAGCAACAAAUUCAUCACACACAAACACAACAACAACAACAAACAUCACAAGCGUUAACGCCAAUCAGAAUAGCUUGUCAAGUGUAACUACAUCACCACCGUCAACGCAUCCACCGCAGCGUGCCACUGAAGCGCUUGAGCGGCAGCGUACGCCCACCGUUGAACCGGUCGAUUGGAAGCCGAAUGAGAAGUGUUAUUUUUGUGUGGACGGCAGAUUACUCACGGUGAACGCGAAGGGAGAACUAGUAGCCGAGCCGGCGGGCCCCAUUGUGUCCGCCGUCGGCGGCGAUUCAGUGGAACACGUUCACAGGCAGCUUGAGACCGAUAGCGAUUCGAAUGAAUCAGCGCAUGCGAAUUUGGUGAAUAGUACAACAACUGCGCCUGUUGUUAACAACAAUAACAACAACAGUAGUACGCAUAACAUUAACAACAACAGCAACAACAAUAAUAAUAAUAACAACAAUCGCAUCGACUGGAACAAGCUGUUGACGACACGUUUAGUUGAUUUGCCAGCGAAUAUGACUUCAAUGGACUCAAUGGCCGCGCAGUUAGCAGUCAUUUCUGGUUACCCAAAUUUUAAUUGGCUACAAUUGAUGCAACAACAGCAGCAGCAAGAGCAGCAGCCACAUCCCGCACCGAUACAACAACAAACACAGCCACAACAACAGCAUCAGCAACAACAACAGCAACAGCAAAUAAGUUCGGCGACACCAACUACCUCAGAGACAUCGGCCGCCGCUGUUAGUCCACCACUCAAGGAUUCGCCCAGUCCCAGUGAUGCCACCGGUGAACAACCCUUAGAUCUUAGUUCGAAACCAUCGCCAAAUUCGUCUAUUAGCGGCGAUUUGAAGUCAGUGCGCUCCAAGACGAUGCGCGCUACCCCCACACUCUCUGCACGUCGCCCCUGCACCGAUGAUGCACUGAGCAGCACCGUACAAGAACUUCUCAGCGGAAAGUAUAGCACACGUAAAUCGUCAGACCAAUACGCCGGUGGUUCGAGCACGAGCCCAGGACGCGCCAGAUCCAAUCGCACCGGAGUGAGUGGCAAACGUGCGAAUGCACACCUAGCCAACGCGCUCUUACACGGCAUGGACGCGGACAAGGAUAUGUCCGGCGAUGAAUGCAGCACUGGCGAUGGUCAUACAGGCAUAACUGGCGGCCAUGGUAGUAAUGCUUCAACACCACAACCAGAAAUCGCCACACACACUGCACUGGAGGAGCUCGCCAACCGGCUAAACGCGACACAUUCUCUGCGUAAAUAUUGUGUGAAUAACGGUACCGGUGAUACGGGACGACGCGAUGCCGCCAAUGAUGCCGGCAAUUGCAGCGAUUUGUCACCAAAGCCGAGCGCAAUAUACGUUGAUGGCGCUAAGUGUGACGCCGGUACACCGUCGAGCAGCGCUACACCACAGCCGCAGCAAUCGCCGCCAACGACUGGACUGGAUCCGACAUUAGCGAUUUUACAGGCAUUCCUCUUUACGCUCACCAGCUUUGGCGCUUUGCAGCAACGUGCCGAUCAGCCGGUUACUCUGCGUGAUUUGGUGGCCAAUUUGAAGGACAUGUUGGAAACACAUACUGCGGGUGAUUUAAGUGUGGAGGGUCUUUUCAGCAAUGGCAAGCCCAAUAUAAUGGACCAACCGUUGUUGGCGCAAAAGCUGCAACAACAAACGUCAGCGUAUGCGGCACAACGCUUACCCAAAUCAGAUACACCAGAGACCACGAGCUCGUUGGACCACCAUGGGCCGAUUGGUGAUGAUCUGGCUGCGUCGAUUCUUAAGAUUCCGUCCUAUAAGCCAGUGGCAGGCACGCCGACGCCCACAUCGGCUGCCGCACGCGCCUCAUGCUCGCCAUCCUUGCUGUGCAACAAUUCCACCGCCAAUCCCAUGCCAAAUCCCAAUGGCGAUAGUCCGCAUUCUGCGCCCUCACCACGCAUCGCCAACUCUAUGCUGGCCGCUGCUGUGGCGGCCGCUAGCAAUAACGGCACCGUCGCAUCUACCGGCCGUCAGGGCAAUAAUGAUCUAUCUGUCAUUUCGCCGCCACUAAUGCAGCACCCCCAAUCACCACCGUCGUUCAGUUUUCGCGAUAUGAUCGCACAUGGCAUUCACCGCACUAUGAAUGAGCAGGCCAAUCAGGACGCGCAUGCCGCCGCCGCUGCUGUUGCUGCGGCUUCGGCGCCAAUGCUGGGUCUGUGCUUAGAAAUGGAGCGCUCGUCUAACAACAAUAGCGGCAGCAGUACGGAUCAUAAGAAACCUACUAUAUCGGUGGUGAAGAAUAUAGGUGGCACCGAUACAACACGGUUUGGUGCUGCACCCAAUGUCUUGGCUGGUUCGAGUGUGGCUGGUAGCAGUAGCAGCACACACAACUCACAUGGUUAUCACCAGGCGCACAUGCAUCAUCAUCUGCCACACCAUCUGAGUCGCCAAGAGGCAGCAGCGCUUGCCGCCGGCAAAGGUACCCGCCCGAAACGUGGUAAGUACCGCAACUAUGACCGCGAUAGUUUAAUAGAAGCAGUACGCGCUGUGCAGCGAGGCGAGAUGUCAGUGCAUCGGGCGGGCAGCUAUUUCGGUGUGCCGCAUUCAACGCUCGAGUACAAAGUGAAGGAGCGACAUUUGAUGCGGCCGCGUAAGCGUGAGCCCAAGCCACAGCCCGGACUAGAUGGUAGCAGCAGCACGACAACGGGCAAAUCAAACUCUAACAUUCCUGGUCAUCAUAACAAUCUGAACAAAAUCAAGUUGGGCAACGCUGGCAACAGUAAUGUCAAUGCCAAGCUCAACGAAGCGCAUAAGGGCAAUAGUAACUCAGCAGCGGCCGCAUUCCCAACCAGCGCACCAAACGGCAUGAAAAUGCUUUUCGAUCCCAUCCAAUAUCCGGCGCAUCUAUUUUGGAAUCCCCCGCCAGCCUUUAGCCAAAUGCAUAUGGAAUUCAAUCGCAAUGCAGUGGCGGCGCAAAGCGCCAGCGCGGCACAACGUUACACCGAAGAAACGCUACGUGGCGUUGGCGGCACAUCAGCUGGCACGCCUUCUAACGCCAACAGCCCCAGUCCUAUUGCCAGUCCGUUGUCGGCUGCGGCAAGUCAUACACUCAAUAUGAAGAGUGCGCGUGAGCUGGCCGAAAAUUUGUAUGAAAGCGCUGGCGCCAAUGGUUCCUCAAUACUCGACGGCAUCAUACGGAAAACGCUCGACCGCAAAAGCACCGAUGUGGGACCGCCGAACAGUGCCGGUGGUGCACAACUCGACCACUUGCUGGUGAAGAAAAAUGUCCUACCGCCAUAUGCCAGCAACAACAGUAACGAUCAUCGCUCACCCAACGCCAUGAGCAGUCUACGCGCUAAACGCGCCGCCAGUCCGCUUGCAUAUACCGAAAUCAAACGUGAACGCGGCAGUCCGCCACACAGUAGCGGUGACGAUGAUGAUGACGACGCCUCACGCAGCGGCAACGACGAAAGUAGCUACGAGCACAACAAUAAUAACAACAGCAAAGGUAGUUACAUCGGCAAUAAUGAGUUGCAUCUCCAGCAUCAACACUUGCAUCAUCAACAACACAGUCGCAGCCGCAGCCGCUUAACCUCUCACGACUCCGCCGAAACCGAUACGAGUAGCAUACCCAGCGAGCUCAUGACGAAUCACAACAACGGCAACAAACUGACCGGCGAUCUUAAUGGCAAUGGCGGUAGCUCAACAAUGAGCGGUAUGCUACCCAAAGUGGAACCACCGCUUGAAUUUGGACACGCACCACCCACAUUGAGUAGCACAUCCAUACUACAGGAAAAGUUGGCGCAAAUUAAGGCCGAGCAGGAGAACGAAGAGCACUUAUAGAGAUGAAUGAACUGGCCAUACGGCAUGUCGUUACAUUAGCGGUACUAAAACGCUAACGGUUAAGGAGGGGGCAAUUAAUAAUGGUGCUGAUUGUAGGCUCAGUAAAAGGGCGCAGAGCCAAACGGCACCGAGAGGCGUACAAAUCUACCUAGAAUCCAAAACAGAACGGUCAUAACAGUACCAGCGAGGCGCAGCGGUAUACCGUGGAUCUGCAGGCAUGCUAGAGCAAAAGCUGUUGGGCGAAUAGAACUUCAACUUGUGGCACUCACCAUGCCGGGCGUUAGUUGGGAUAUGCAUUCAGAGAUCGGGUUCGGGAUCGCCGAUCGCCGGUCGCUAACGGUAAUCAGUUCAAACAGAAGCUUAGUCAAAAUUGAAGUGCGGCAAUUUAAGCUCUUAGUAUAUAAUUACAAACAAAUAUAUAAUAUGCUAAUAUAUAUAGGUGAAAUUAUGUACACACACGUACAUACAGAACAGACAUUUGUGUAUGAAAGAAAUGUACAGUUUAUACCCACACAACAAACAGAUAGACAAAGGAAGUACAUAAGGUGAAGAAGUAAAAACAAAAACAAAUUUUAAUUAAUACAUACAAUAGCUGUAAUACAUAUAAAUAUAUAUGUGUGUGUGCAUUUAGCCUGGAAGCGCAUGUAUGUAUUUAUAGAAAAUAAGACCUAAAAUCAAAGUAAAGUAAACUAAAGGGCGUGUGGGCGUAAAAAACCAAAAACAGCAAAUAAAUAAUGGCUAACGGAGAAUGGAAGACGGUGAAUAAACAAAGUAAAUAAAUGAAAAUGUGAACAAGCGAUAAUAUACAUACAUAUAUCUAAGUAAAAGUAUAGUAAAAAUCAACACUAAACUAACACAAAGGCAAAAUAAAUAGGUAACAGUAAAAAUAAUUAAAUAAUUAUACAAUCCAACAAUAAAAAAAAACUUAGAGUUAUAGUAUGACAACAAAAACAACAUAGUAUAUCAAUUGCAGAGAUCAUAGAUAUAUAUAUAUAUACAUAUAUAACAGAGAAGGAUCUUUGCAUGAUAAAACAAAAACAAAAAGGAACAACAACAACAGCAACAUACUGAAAAUUUUCUGUUUCGUUUUCUGACAAUCGACAAAUAGGCUCUCCUUGUACAAACAAACAAAACAAAACAAAACAAAAUGUAGUUAACUACAUGCAAACAAAGCAAAGCAAAAACAACAAAAACAAAAACAAGAAAAUUAGUAAUAAAAUAGCAAACCGAAAUAACAUAAUAAUAUAAAAGCUAAAUCAAAACACACAAAGCAAAACCAAAAACAAAAAAAAAAAAAUUAAGUAAAUAAAAAAUAAAAACUAAAAGAGAAAUCAAAUAAAACUAUAAGCAAAAUAACAAGCGAAAACAAUACGAAAAAUCAACACUGAAAACAAAAUUUCAAAAAACAAAUAAACAAAAUAAAACUCAAGCUAAUAUAACUUUAAAUAGCGACAAAGCAUAUUACAACAACAAUAAAACAGUUGAAAACAUUUGCAAAGAGAACAAAACUUCGCGCAGAAUAUGCAAAUUUAAAAAGAACAUUUCGUUUUCUUAGUUUCCGAAAUUAAUUUUGAUUUCCAUUACGAAAGAAUAAGAGAAUUCCAAAAACCAAACACACCAGCAAAUAGACAAAAUGCAAAUACAACAAAAAACAGGAUAGCUUGACUUGUAAAACCAAUCUGAUCCUAACAAGAAACCGAAUGCAACAGCAACAAUGCAACAGUGCAGAUGCAACCAGCAACAACAACAAUACCAACCAGCCAAUACAACAACAAAACAACAGCAAUAAAAUCGAACAACACGCAGUCUCAAACGCAGCAAUAACCGCAAUAGCAACAGGCAAGCAGCAGCAUCAAUAACAACAACAACAGCAACAACAAUAAGCAAUAAACAAUGAAUAAUAAUAGAAAAAAACAUUAACAUACAACAACAACUCCGAAAAAGCAAUAAGCAAAACCGUAAUGUUGUUCCAAGUUGUAAGGGCGGAGAAAGCGGGAGGAAUCACAAACAAAAAUAACGGUUUUAAAAAAAAUUUAAGUUUAGAAAAACAGUGCACUCUAAAGGUAAAAUCUUUAAAGUUAGAAUAACUGUGUAUACUCUCAAGUAUGGAAAUAGAAAUGCUUGAAGAAAUCUGGCGACUCCGAAAACAUUUCGGAACUUCUAGAUCGUAUAUGGUAUACAAGAGAAUGUUCUCUUUAACUUGUAAUACAAAUAUAUGUAUGUCUCAAUGCUUUCAAAACUUAACCAAGGUAAAUUACAGUUAUUCCCUUAUGAAUGUUCCGAAAAGAAUAGAGAAUGAUGCGAAACAUUUCAUCUCAUCAAAAAUUUAAGUUUAAUUAGAUAUCAUAAAAAAAUUUCUUUCGCUGAAAAGACUACAAAAAUCAGUAAACAGUAAAUCUGAAAAACGCAGCACCAUUUGCCAUGUCUUGGUAGAGUUUUAGAUGACAGAAAUUUAUUCCAAACAAUAUUUAGUCAAAAUUUUGUGCAUAUAAAACAAAAUUGUAACCGUUUUUAACAUGUAUGUACAGAGAAGCCAUAUUUCAAAAGAUAGAAUUAACAAUGUCUGAACUUUACAAUUCAGUAACUUCGUCUGAACUUAAAGCUUUCAGCCCAAGAAUAUACUAGUUCUGAAAUUUUCACUAAGAAACACAGGUUAAAUCGACGGAAAUCGAAGAAACCUUUUACAAACAACUUCGUAGUAAACUUUUGUGCCUAAAGCGCGAAAAACUUCUUAAAAAUAUUAUUCCAAAGAUACAGUCUAAGCAUUUUCGAAACCUAAACGACUUGGAAGCAACAUUACUUUACAAUAGUUACAUCAAUACAAAUACGAAUUGAACAGCAACAACAAUGCAAUAAACAAGAUAGUCCAUUACAGGUCAGAAUCGCAGUUACAUACCCAUAUUCCACAACAGAACUCCACAACAAUAGACUAUAUACGCAAAUUCAACUAAAAAUAGAAAUAACCUAAAUAACACAUAAAAAUAAAAAAGGAUUUUGGAGCAUAGUUUCAUUUGUGGCACACUGGAAACGUUGGAAAUACUGGAAAAAAAUUGUAAUGAAAAAAAGUAUUGCACAAAUAAAGCGUAUGCUCCAAAGGUCGUAACCAUAUUUACUAAGGAUUAUUUAAAUAUUUAAAAUUAGCAAACUGUCGAGAAAAGUAAAUUAUCAAGAAAGUAAUAAUUAGAACAUUUCAGAAAUCCUCAAGACGGAAAUCAAUAAACAAAGCUGCCUUCACAUUUACAAAAAGAUCAAAGAAAAAACACAAAAAAACAAUUUAAAGGGAAUAUUAAAAAAUUAAAAUGCUAAAAUUGCUUAGAAAAAAUAUUCAAAUAUUAAAUUACACACUAAAAAUAAUUAGUCAAAAGUAAUGAAUGUUUCAAAAAAGCAAAACAAAUGCAUUUUAUGUUGCCGAAGUAAAGAAAAAAUCUUUGAAUUUGCCUACCCAAAUUAACAAAAGCCAAACACACACUUAAUUUAUUUAAUUUAAAUUAAAGCAAAAAUAUUUUUGAGGAAAUUAUAAAGAUUAAAGCUCGUGGUCAACAGAUUAAGGUGAAAUUAUAUAUAAAAAAAAUAACUUUCGGUGUUAAAUACAAAAAAUUUAAAAAAUAUGUCAAACCUAUGCACAUACAUAUACAUACAUACAUACACGUAUUUAUCAUACCUAUAUAUUUAUGUAUGUACCUAUGGAAAAUAUAUAUUUAAGCUAAGCAAAAGUCUAAACAAAAACAAAGUAUGCUAAAUUAAAUGUUCGGUGUUCGUAUAUCAUGAAAAAGCAAAAACAAAAUCCAGUUUUGGCAUAGCAACAAUAUAAGUUUAUGUCUGACAUGUAUAAUUAAGAGAGAAAAUUCCAAAAUUUAAAUGCAUGUGUAUGUAAAACUUUUAAUGUAUGAUAUGUAUGUGUCUUCAUGUCGAGUAUACCUCAAAAAUAACAGUACAUCAUCAUUUUGCAUAGCACAGUGAGAGAGAGAAAGAGAGAGAGCGGAGUCAGCAGUUCAACCUAUCAAAAUUGUAAAUUAUUGAGAGACUUACGCUGGAAAUUUAUAAAUGAACAUUUGUCGUUUUAGUGUUAACGGCUUUGGAAAUCCAAUCUAUGUGUAAUAAGGCAUAAGUAAAAAUAAAAAAAAAGUUUAUAGUGUGUGUUAUGGCAAUGAAAUUUUAUUUGAAAACAGCUGAGAAGAGGAAUGUUUCUGGCAAGACAUGAAUUUAGUUUUUAAAUAAAAAUUAAAUUUGUUUACAUGUAAAAAAAGUUAUAGAACAAAUUAUUGAAGAAAAACUAAAAAUUUAAAGCAAAUGCAAGAAAAAUCACGUUCAAAAUUGAAAACAUUAACUAAAUUAAUUUCAAAAUUUUUAAUUUUCGAGACAAUAAACUUCAAGGUACUUUGAGCAUAAUAAAUAUGUAAAAAUAAUUUUUUUCGAAAACAGUAACAACAAUAAUUUGAAAAUUUUUCGUUUUUUUAAGAAAUGCUAUCAUUUUCGAGGCAUUAAACUUUAACCAAAAUACUUUUACAUUUUACUGAUUUUUUAGCAAUUUUAUCAUUUUCGAAUACUGAAUAUAUUCAUUAAAGUAAAAGGUUCAAAUUUAAAAAUAGUAACUAACAAAAUAUUGAAGUUUAAAUUUUUAUAUCAACAUUUUCGAGGUAUUAAACUUUAUAGAGUACACUUUAAAGUCAAAAUUGCUAUGAUAAAAAGACAUUUUAAAAAGUGUUAGAAUAUUUAGUAAAAGAAACAUUUGCGAAAAAAUAAUCGGCGCACAUUUUCAUAUUAAAAUUGUUUGUCGCAAAGUUUAGAAUGUUUUAAAAACUACAAUAACUUUCGGAAACAUAUUCUUUCAGUAAAUAAACAAAUUUUAGUUUGUUAGUAGAAAAAAUGCAAAAAAAAUUUUUAUCCAAAAAAAUAUUUCAAAGAAAUAACUUUAAAAAUUUUGCAACAAAAAUAUUCUAAAAAAUUUCAUAAACAAAAUUUUCUAAGAAAACCCUUUACAUUUACGUUUUUUUUUCAAAAGAAAAUUUUCCGGUUUUUGUAUAUUAUAAAUUAAAAGGUGUUUUUGUACAAAUUUAAUAAUUUUUCAGACAAAAAAAUAAUUUAAAAUACACUUAAAAUUAAAAAAAAAAUUGAAAAACAUAAAUUUUACCAAAGAAAUAAUUUUUCAAAUUUUUCCAAAGAAAAAUUAAAAAAAAAACAAAUUUUCAUAAACAAAAUUUCCCCAAAAAUAUUUUUCAAAAAAAUUCGAAUAUUAAAUUUCAUUUUUUUUUCAAGAAAUUUUUUUUUAAUAAAAUGUUAUGAAUUUUUGUCAUAAGCGGCAAUUUCGAAAAUAUUUUAGUAUAAUAAAAGCUAAAAGAAACAUUCCUCAAGCGUUGAAACAAACUAAGCUAGAUAUAUACUUUUCACUGCUUGCCAUUUCAUUGUUUUUCAUGAACUCCGGCAACAUUUCGGCACUGCGAAAAAUUUAUCCCAAUUAAAUGUGUAUAUUUUUAAAAAUAAUAAAGUAGAUAUUAAAAAAAUAAAAGAAAAACUUAAAUGUACCUAAACAAAUUAAUUCGUGUGCUACGUAAAACUUGCGACUGUAGUGGAACCGUGAAAGCACAGACAAUUUUUUAUAUACAUAAAUACUUACAAGCAUGCAUAUACAUACCUAUAUACAUACAUAUUUGAGUAAAAUGCAAAAAAAAACAAAAACAAAUCCAAAUCAAAAGCAAAAAAUUAAAUGUAAAACAUUUUUGUGUCGAAAUUAUAUAUAAAAUAUAAAUACAUACAUACAUACGAGUACAGUACAUACCAACAUAAAGACAAGUUUCAAAAAAUAUAUACAUACAUAUACUUAUAUUAAAGUAAAUGCUAAGAAAAAUUAAUCCUUUUGAAUGUGCGUAUAUUUAGAUAAUUAUAUAAAUAAAAAUUAUUAAAAAAAACAUAUUUAAGAAAAUCAAAAAAGACUUUGGCAUUUUUCUAAAAGUCUACACUUAUACACAAAAUAAAUAACUGACACACAAACAUAUAACACUUGUAAAAGACAUGUUAAGUAAACAUUUCCGGAAUGCUUUUUUGACUUUUGGCCAUAAAUUUUGUGCGUAUGCGUGUAAAAAUCAAUGUAUGUGCGUAUAUUAAAGAAAAACAUUUUUUUCACUUAUCACGUUCGUGUUUACAUAUGACAACUAUUUGACAACUGACAAUUGACCAACAAUUUUGAACAAAUAACUGUUUUAGCCAAGACUACACGACCACACAACACAUACAUACAUACACACAUGCAUACAGUCGAACUGUGGACCUUCGUCGGCAUCUUGCCAGGUUAGGCUGCAUGAUCUGAACGAGAUCAAGGCCAGAAGUACACACAUAUAUUUAUGUAAUUAUUGCGUAUGUAGUAAUUUUAUUAUAAUUAUAUUUCAAAUUUACCACAAACAAACCAGUGCAUACAUGCACAAAAACAUAUUUAUUAUAUAUACAAAAAUUACAUACAUACAUUAGACACUAUCUGUGAUUUAUAAUCCAAAAUUAUUGAUGCGAAAAAUGAGUAUUCAAGCAAAUUCGCAAAAGGAUUGGCAUUGAAGCUGUUGAGGAGUAUUAAGUGAAGAAAAUAAAUAUGAAGAAAAAGCGAAAGUAAAACGAAAAGUGGAAUUGAGCAAAGAGGAGUGCUAAUAAAAAGCGAAGAAAGUCUAAACAAAAGUAUGAUGAAAAGACAAACGGUUAUGGGACUAAUAUAUAUGAGACAUCACAUUAGCCACUUACAUACAUAUACAUAUAUGAUAAAUAAAUGCUGCAAGGACAUAAGUGUGAAACUGUUGCAAAGGAGGAAAUAAAAAUUGGUAAUAUUGAGAAGAAUAAACGGCAAAUAUAUAUCUUAAUAAAAAUAACAUGUUGUUUGAAGCAAAUUACGCUCUUGAGACCAAACGUAGAGCAAAAAAAAGUAACACGUAUGUAUAUAUAUACAUAUGCAUUCCUAUACAAAUGUUUGCAUGAAAAUUUUGGCGCAAUUUUUAACGUAAAGUUGAAAUUAUAGCAAAAAAAAACUUUGCUAUAAAAAAUUGUUUGCUAUAAAAAUUUUGUUUAACGUUACAAACAGGAUUUAGUUCCAACUUAAAAUUACCUUUAAAAGUUUUCUACGAAAAGCGCGCAAAAUCAAUUAAAAAACAAUAAAUUUGCACAGAAACACCAGUCGAAAAGCGCAAGCAAAAAUUAAUUUUGAAACCAAAGUCAUCAAAAUUUAUUCAAAACGUGUUUCCACCAACAUACAUACAUAUGUAUAUAUUGAAAAUAUAUUUAAAACCACACAAUAAUAUAAAAGCAAAAAUAUCAACAAAAAAUAAACAAAAUUAAAAGUGCAAUUACUUGGAAAAUAAAUGGUGAAAUGAUGUUCGUUAGUAAAAAAAAUAAAUAAAUAAUAAAACAAGAAAAAAAUUUGUAAAGAAAUAUAUAUAAAAAAUUUGCGUAUAGGGAAAAUUUAGCAGCAAAUGUAUAAUUAGAACUUUGAUUGAACCAAAUAUAAAAUUAAAUUAAAAAGUUAAAAGAAAUAUAAAUGAAAAUUAUAUAAAAAAUUAAUACAAAAGUUUGUAUAAAAAUGCAUUCUAAUUAGCAACAAUUUAAAAACAAUUUUUUAAAAAAUUUUUAAUAUAAUUUCACUGCUUAAUUUCAAAAAAUUAUGCGUUGCAAUGAGUUGAAACUAGGAAAAAAUAUAUACCGGACAUACAAACAUACAGCAGAAAUGCGCUCAAAGUUGCGCUAAAGCUUUGCUCAUUGAAGAGUCGACUGAGCAGAAAUAGCUUGCACAACUGAGAGCAUACUAAUGAAUACAAAUAGCGUUAGAAAGCAAUAAAAAAUUUGCAAGAACGAAGUGGUAGAGGUGAUAAGAGAGUACGAAAAUUGUUUUCGAACUUAACGAAACAAAAUUUGUUUAAGUAAAACUUAUUUUUUCAACUUCUCAAAACUAAUAUUGGAAAACUGGAGAUUUUCUUAAGCUUUCAAACAAAUUUUGCAAAAGUAAAAGCUUUUCUUAAGUUUCCAAAACAAAUUUUGCAAAACUUAAACCUUUUCUUAAGUUUUCCAGCAAGUUCGUUUGCCUGAUAUGGAACUUAGUUUCAAAUAUCACCUCUGCACACACUCGCGAAUUGACUCUAACAACAACCGGCCGAUUUCAAAAGCUUAUGGCAUACAAGAUGAAACAACAAAAAAAGGAAACACACACACAGACAAGUAUUGGGACAAAAAGACAAGUUAAGCUACAGUUGAUUUAAUAAUUAAGUUAAGAAAACGUCUAAAGGCGGACGUUUAGGGCUGAAUGAAUGGGAGAGCGCUUGAAGGAGCGCGCAGAGAAUGCAAAUUGUAUGUAAAAUCCCUCAGGUAUGUGUUUUAUUUUCGGAGAGAAAAAAGAUUGACUACCAUACUUUUAAAUAUUGUAUUUUAAAAUGCUAAAUAGAAUGUUAGAUUUGUAAAGAGUUAGUAAGCAGAUAGGACGUGUUAGCGAGAUAGAGAGAGAGAGAGAGGGCGAGGGAGCACGCGAGAGAAAAUGCUGCUAAUUUAGGAGCCUGAGUAUUGCGUGUGCAGGAAUGAUCAAAUGUUGUUGGUGUGCAGCCACAAGUCGCAAAUGUCUCUAUUUUCUUUGCAAGCACCUCGUCAACACGCAGUUUUGUACAUACUUACAGACCCACAGUUAUAGAAAUUUAUAUAGUUUUUGUAAUAUACGACAUGCAUACAUACACAUACAGGAUAUGAGCGUAAUUUUACAUAUAAUUUUAUUUUUUAAACCUAAAACUUAAAUAUUUUUAACUAAAUAAUUGUGUUAGUAAUUAAAAAGUUAGUUGCUAGCGCAUCGUUACAUAGAACUUUUGCUACGUACACACAUACAUAUUGCGCGUGGAAUGGUUUAGUAGUAUUUUGGGUGAUUUGUACUGAGCGGGGAGCAUUUUUCUACUACUUAUUAUGAAUUUUUAAGACAUAGCACCCUAAUAAAUUGUUCUGUGUUCGAGCAUUUGCUAUGAUGCCUACCCGUUCUGGCGCAACAACAACACGAAAUAAUGUAAUGUUUACUGUUAAUAUAGUAUAUGCUUACAUACCGUUUAUAAUUUUUUUUUGCAGUGUAGAGAGGGUUAGAAGUGGAGCAGGCAGAGAUGGCGAAGCAAUGGGCUGCUUAUAUGUAUAUAUAGACAAAAUUGAAUUUAUAGUGCAAUUGUUUUUUAAAAAACGAAUUAAAGUAGUGAAAAUCUUUAAGCGUGUGAGCACGUUCUUAAUUUCAAGUAGAAACAUUAUGGCAAUGUUUUUGUUUAAUAUAUUUUUCUCUAAUUAUCUUAUUAACGCUUUUUUAUGUGUAAAUGUUUUAAAACAUGAAAGAAAAGGACUCAAAGGACUUUUUUUGUAUUUUUUUUAACAAAGUGAAAUGUUGCUAUAAUUUUUAAAAUUUACAAUUUAUGUUGUUGACAUUUACCAGCAACAAUAUUGCAUACGUUAAGCGAAAUUGAAAUGAAAAAAAUUCGCAUUGCGCGUUAGGUCCUUUGGACUGUGAAUGGCGAAUGGCAGAAUGCAUAUUUAUAUUUACUAUAUUUAUAAUUACAAAAAAAAUAUUAAAAAAAAAACACUUUUUAUAUAUACUUUACACAUAAUAAACGAAAAAUCCAAAUAAAAUUAAUAUUAAUCAUUCUAUUUUACAAAUAAAGCUAUUGUAUUUAGAUAUCUAUUAUAUUUGCUAUAUUGUUUGAAUGAAACAAGUUAAAAUUGUAAGCGCAUUUAAUGCAAUGCAAAGUAAACUGUAAUAUUAAAAGUGAAAAUGUUGCAAUGACCUCGUGUACCAAAUGUAAUUACGAUCUGAUUUGUUUAGUUGUUUUUUGUAAACAAUAUUUAUUAAUUUUGUAUAAUAACCUAUGUUUACCAACUAAGCGUAUGGUAAGCUCUUUAGUUGCGGUUAAGCUAAAGAAAACUAUAUAGAAAGGACGAAAAACGAAAGCGCGUAAAAUGAUAAUUUCAAUAAAAUAGGUGAUUACGAAAAAAAUAAUAAUUUGUGAAAUCUGCUACAUGCAACAAUUAAAAAAAAAAAUAUUUUGUGAACAUAUUCAGCAAAACCACACCCCUUCGAAAAUUAAAUCUAUCCAAAAGAGAAAGAAGAUUUUUCUGUUUUCGCAAUUAUUUCGAAAAUAUUUUUUCGUACCUCAUUUUAGCAUAAAAAGUUUUCCAUGUAAACAUAAAUACAACAGUUCAAAAUUUGUUUAAACGUAAUUUAACAAAAAAUUUAUUUUUAAUACCCUCUGUGAAACUAAAACACAUACCAAGAUGAGAAGAUUACCAGAUUUACCAAGUAAAACCGUCAAAUAAAGAAAACAAAGCUUAAAAUUGUGUAAUAAGGCACAUUGCAACAACAUGCAUAAAUACAACUAACCCAAUUAAUUACAGCAUACACUCAAAGAAAUUAAAAAAUAAACCAAACAGCAAAACAUAAACAAACAAUAGUAAAAACAGCUAAUUUUCCAAACAAAACAAAUCAUAUAAGUGAAAAAGAGCAAUAGCCCAAAUAUAUAUAACAAUGCUUUGUGUAUUGUAUAUAUAUCCAUCUACACAGUAUAUAUGUACAUUGUAUUAUAUGCAUGCAUAUAUAAAUAUAUUGGAAAAAUCGCAAAAUAGCCGAAAAACUAUUGGUUAUUUACAGAAAUAAGCAACAAAACAAAACCCACAAUAGUAAUCUUCCCUCUCCACACGCACAAAAACAUAAAACAACAACACUGAAUAUGUUAUAUAAGAAAUAAUUGAUUGCAAAUCAAAAAAAUUAAUAUAAAUACAGCCGACAGUCGAUUGUUUUUAUUUUUAAAUAUUGUAUUGAAAUAGUCAAAAAAAAAAACAAAAUAUGCAAUGUAAGUCAAUAAUAUUGACUACAGUAAUAAUAAAAAAACCAACAAUAGCAGUAAACGGAUUGGCAAUAACCAUAAAUAUUGUAAAUUUUUUAAACAAGAUAGUAUAAAAAUGUGUUGAUGGUAUUAAAAUGCGAUUGCUGUAGCAAAUGGCUGGAGUGAUAAAGUAGUAUAUAUGAAGAUGCGUGCACGGUUGGCAAAGCAGUUCAAGCAGUUGGUCAUUACUUACCGGAUAUACAUACAUGUACUUAACAGCGACCACGGACGGAUAUCAUGCGCAUGAACACGUUUUUGUUGACGACAUUUCGAAUUCAAAUAAUUUAACAAAACUUUUAUUUUAAAUAUAUUUUUUUAAUUUAACUCGACUUUUGAUUUUUUAAUCGUCAGCACUUUUCAAACUUUUGAUUAGCCUAAAUUUAUUAAAUUAUUUUUUCUAUACACUGCCUUUAUCAUAUUUUUUGCCAUAUGAUUACUUUUUUUAUUUCUUCACUUAUAAUUUUUUAAAUUUAUUUUUUUUUAACUUCGCUUCACCACCACUUUUUAUUCUUAUUAUUAUUACUUUACGCAUAUGCAGUCAUUGCCCGAAACUUUGCUUUGUAUAUUUUGGUAAGGCACGAAUUGACCGAAACGAACACUUCACUUUAUAUUUGUACCACUUUUUAAUUAAUUAUGUUCAAUUACUUUACGCCAACGCAACGAUUUUCGAAGCUAACACCGAGUUUUUAAUUUUUAUAACUUUUUUUAAAAACCGCGAACACACCGACCCGAAACUUAUGCUUUAAUCUGUUGUACCACUUUUUUUUUUAAUUAUGAUUUUCUCGAACUGACACUUUACUUUUAAAUUUUUACAAAUUUUUCAAAAACCGCGAUUGGUUAUUUUAGGCAAACACAUCGAUAAAUUGGAAUUGCUUUCGAAGCCAACUGCAUUCCCUUUUUAUGAAUUAUAAAAGCAAAAGAGAAUAUUGUUAAUACAGUUCGUUUCGAUGUACCGUUCGAAUAUAAGCACAAACACAAUUGACAGGAGUAACGCCAUUUUGAGCAUCACCUGAUAACAUUUUUGAUUUCAGUGAAAUUUUACAGAAAUUAUUGUAUUAAAGCUCCAAAUAUGUGACACACAGCAAAACGGUACCGGUGUGCAAGCAAAAAAAUAUGACCGCAAGCAAAAACAACAAAUAUCACACACAACAGCCGCUACCAAAAUACGCUGCAUAUAAUCUGCCGGCAAAUACUUAUAAUCUUUACACUUCAACAUACUUGGAGCACACAUGUAUUUUGCUAAUUUCGGCACAACUUUUACACAUAUUCCCAACGAAUUUACUAUUAAUUUAACUAUUUUUUCCACACUAAACACAAACGAAACGCUAACGUGAACACGAACCGAACUUAAUGACAACUGUUGCCGAUUUGUUUGUCAAGUUGCCAUCUUAGUCAAGUGCAGCCAUUACCGUGCGCGGUAGUUAAUGCAGUGCAAACGAUAUUAGGCAGCAACUUCCUUGCGGCCGUUGAACGAAAACUGCAAAAAUUAAAAUGCAGGGAAUUAAUUUGCAAUUAAAUAGAGCAAUUUUUGCUUAGCAGUAAGUAAUCGCAUUUUAAGCAAUAAUUAGCAUUUUACUAACUUGUAAAACAUUAAACUGCGCGUACAAUAAACGUAUGUGUAGAUUUGUCCACAAAAUACCCAACAAUACUUACAAUAGAUAUUUGCUUACCAUAGUUAUACAAUAGUCAACCAAACAGCCGAAAAUACAACUAAUUAACGCAUAAAAUAAUGAAAUGAAAUAAAUGAAACAAUAUAAUUAAUAGAUCAGUCUUUAAAUGUUCACAACAACAACAACAGUAAAAACCAACAGCAAUAGCCCGAAAUACCAGCCUACAAUAGCCCAGUAAUUAAAGCAUUUUCAAAUAAGCCAGAAAUAAUUGAAAACAAGAAAAACCAACAACAGCCACAACAAUUACUUACAAACUACAACAACAAUAUCAAUAAUAUGCCGUAAACAUAAUAAUGAAUAGCAACUUGUACUUAACACUUAAAAUACAAUAUUUUAUUAAGACCUACAUUUAAACGGAAAAAGCGCGCCAAAACGUGCGCGCAAUGCAUAAACACAUAUGUAUAAACGUAAUAAAAUAACAUAUGUAUGUGUUUUAUAUUCUCAUCGAGUUGUCGACUGUUUUUAUUUUAUUUUGCGUCAAUUGCAACCGACAGGUUGCAUAUUUCGUUUAAAAUAAAGAAAUUAGUACUGUUCACUUUCCAUUUAACUGUUUUAAUCGUUAUGUUAAAUUACUUACAAACUCGUACAUAUAUUUUUGAUGACUACUCCCUAAUUAACUAGUGUAGUAAUGUUCAUUUUUGUUAUGUUUGUUACAAUGCGCUUGCGCAAUUCGUUUCCUUACACCUAUGUUUAUGUUGAAAGCUGUAACUAUCAUUAUUAUGAAAUAAUAUUUGUGAAAUUACGUAAUGUGAAACCAUAUUAUUUUUCACCUAACUAUGAACUUACAGUAAAGUAAUUGAAAUGUAUUCGAAAUAAAAACUAAAUAUCACAUACAAAUUACAAUAGUAUCUAACAAUUUUAAUGCAUAAACAAUACAAUAGUUUUCAAAUAAAUCUCACAAUUACAAUUACAAUUACAAUUACAACUACAAUAGCAAUAGCAAUAGUAAUAAGGCUCCAACCACAAACAAUAAACCAUAAAUCAACCAAUGACAACAGCCAUGCGACAGAAAAAAUAGUCGAAAUUCCAAGAAGUCAAUAGAAAAUCGCAAAAUUCAUUAUUUUUUUUUUACAAUUUGUAGUGAUUAAUUUUUCAUUUUGUUUGUUAUUAUUUAAUUAUUAAAAAAUUACGAAAUAUAAUUUUUUUGUCUAAAAAUAUUACACUUUGUACCACAAUUACAUAAAAAAUCAUAUUUAAUUAUUAUUCUAAUAUAAAAUUAACGAAAUUAAUUUUUUUUUCUAAAAUUAUUACAGUUUUUACCACAAUUAUAUAAAAAAAAACAAAGUUCGUAUUUACUUAUUCUACUAAAAAUAAAUUUGUUGGUUUUUAUUUAAAAAUAUUUUGAAUUCCAAAGCAAUACCUAUAUAUUUUUCACUUCCAUAAAUAAUUAAUUUAAUUGCAAAACAAAAAAGGCAUUAUUCCUUAAAUUUUCAAUUUUUUUUCAUGCGCUUUUUUAGUUUAAAACAAUUUAAUAUUUUCUUGAAAUUAUUCUACACAUUUUAUACACAAGCAAUUGUUGCAAAAUUCUUAAAAAUAGCUCAUAAAAUAUAUAUUUUUUAUUAUUGUAAUUAAUAAAUUAUUACUUUGCAUUAAUAUUUUUAUAUUCGAGUGUUGGUAAUUUUAUUGUUAAUACAGUUUUUAUAAAUAAAAUAUGCUGAAAGUUGUAUUUCAACACAAACUACACAACACUAACGCAAGUACAAUAUUUAAAAUUCACUUUGGGUGGCAAAACUGGACAUUACAAAAACACAACAAGGCAGAAUUUUCACAUAGAAUGUACAAAAACAAAACUUCAAAAUGAACUACGUCUAAAUAGUCACUAAAAAUUCAUGACGAGAAACUUACUUAUUUAUUUUGUGCAUAUAUAUAAUAUAUAUUUUGAACACUUUAUCAAAAUAUGAAAAAAUACGUUGAAUUUACGGCAACACAAUUAGAAAAAUUCAAAUAACUCGCAGUUUCAAUAACACGGCCACUAACGGCACACACAAAAUGACAGCAGCAUUUUCCAUUAUGCAGGGUUUACACUUUGCUAUGUGAAAAUUAAAAUGAUUAUGUGGUGAGAAUUUUAUUUUAACUUUUUAAUAAAUUUAAUAUUUUUAAAAGAAAUAUUAAAAUUAUUUUAAAUGGAAAUUAAUAUUUUUAAAAUAAAAUUUAAAAUUUUUAUAACAAAAUCUAAAAUUAUUUGCCGUAAAUGAAACAAGAAAAUAAUUGUCUGCAGAAGCACACUAAAAAAUUUUAAUUAAACGGGUUCACAUAUCGAAAUAUCGUUUUCCCUUUCGUUCUCUUUAUAAACAACAUAUGAAAUGUAAAUGUAAAAAUAAUUUAAAAUUAAAAAAAUAUAUAUAUUGUGCAUUUAAAUUUAAGUUUAUUUAAAAUAAAAACUCGUAUUGGUAAUCGAAUUAGUAGCGUUCUAUUUUUAAUUAAUGCCUAGUUUAAUUCUUUUUUCAAGUGUUGCAACAAAAAUAAAAAUCUAAAAAAAUAAGUGAAACAAAAAUUCUAUUUAGAAAUAGUAGCAACAAAAAUAUCAAACAUUAAAUGCGUGAAGCAAAAAUGAAAAUUAAUAGUAAAACAAUUAUAUAUGUAAAAUAAAGUUAUAUUUACAAAAAUAAACAAAAAAACGUUCAGUUUGAAAAUGAUUGCUGGGGAGACAGCAAGCGAGCAGAAUCACUUUUAUAAACGAUAUAACUUGUUUAGAUUGCCUUAGAUUUUUACGUGUCUAAUUACAUGCAUAGUUUACAUACAUAUAUAAAUAGCGCUAUGUGGAUGUUUGUUUUUACAUAUAUACAUACAUAUAAACAUAUAUAUAAAUAUUUACUAUUUUUAUAAUUAAUAUGUAAUGUAAUUUUAUGAUUUUAAUAUGAUUGAUUUGUUUACACAACUAUCUUUUUCGUUAUUUUAUAUUUACAUAUGUAUAACGUACGUACAUACAUGCUUAAAUACAAAAACAAUAUAUAUAUAUAUACAUAUAUAUACUACAUACAUAAAUACGUAUACAUAUGCUACAUUGAUACUUUAUAAUUUUAAUUGUUUAAAUAUACAAAUACCAAUAUAUAAUACAAAUACACAGACACAUGGAUACAUAUUAUUUUAAUAAAUAAAAAUUUUAGUUAAAACAGAGGAAAAAAACAAAAUAAACAACAAUUUGUGUACUACUCAUUUUUUCAACAUAUAAAUAGCUGCGAGGUAAUGUGUUUUUUGCUUUUUUGUUGUAAUUUCAUUUCUCAAAUACACUUUAACUCUUUUAAAAUGCUUUUAUUUUGCACACAAAUGUAAUAAGAAUAAAGAUUUCGGCUGCAGAAUAGUAAUGGAAUAUUGUAAGGAACAAAGCACACACACACAUGCAAAUAAGCAGAAAAUAUGCGAUAAAAACAAAAUCACAACAAGCAAUAACCAAUUACAAUUAUAGCAAUUAAAAAAAAUUACAAUAAAUAAGUAUUUCAAAUACAAUGCAAUAGACCAAAGUGAAUACUGGUCGUGUGGGGUUAAGCAUGGUGAGAAUUAAAAGUGUGAUGAAGAGAGUAAGAGAGUUUACUAACAUUAAGCUAUUUGAGAUAACGGUUUAAAAUAUUUUGUAUGCAAAGUAACCGGUACAAAAAGUAACCGGUAGCAAAAUAAUCGGUAGCAAAAUAAUCGGUAUGCAAAAUUAGCGGUAUGCAUAGUAACCGAUAUGCAAAGUAAUCUGUAUGCAAAGUAAUCGGUAUGCAAAGUAACCGGUAUGCAAAGUAUUCGGUACGCAAAGUAAUCGGUAUGCAAAGUUAGCGGUAUGCAAAAUUAGCGGUAUGCAUAGUAACCGAUUUGUAAAGUAAUCUGUAUGCAAAGUAAUCGGUAUGCAAAGUAAUCGGUAUGGAAAGUAAUCGGUAUGCAAAGUAAUCGGUAUACAAAUUAAUUGGCAUGCAGAGUUAUCGGUUCGCAAAGUAAUGGGAUCAAAAAGUAACCGGUACGAAAAGUAAUCGUACGCAAAUUACCGAAUCACAAAGUAAUCGGUACGCAAAACAACCGGCAAAGUAAUUGGUACUGAGGUAAAGACAACCAACUUGAAUGUUACAUUUUUUAGAAAGCAAAUUACUAUAACAACAGUAAUUCUCAAACCGAGUUAAUAGUUAGUCGUAAAAACUCCGAGUGCAAGACACAUUUUUAAAGACCCGCCAUGCGAAAGAUCCCAACAUUACCAUUGUUUGCUCCAUUUUCACAUUGAACUAUUGGCAAAAAUACAAACUAAUAACAAUUACAAAGCAAUAGUCACGGUUAAAAGUCAGAACAACUAUUUCGGUGAACGAUUAAAGCAAACUGCAAGAAGUACUUAUGUUUUUUCUUUUUUUUUUUUUAAUUUUGCAAGUUUGAACAACGCUUACCUUUUACCGGUGAUUUCUUUAGAAAAAUGUCAGAUUCUGUAUUUUUUAUUGUUUUCGAAUGUUAGACUAAGCACACAGUUAGCCAUUUGAAUAGAUUGUGCGCCAGAAACCCACUUACAAAAUGCGAUACAAUUUUAUAGAUCAGUGAGUAACCGGUAUUCAAUGCUGACUGCGCAACAGCCAUCACUAACAAUAAGUAGAGGAAAUUCUUAUCUAAACAACAACAACAACUUCAGGGAUCAAAAUUUCAAAUAUUUUGAUUUAUUUAGACCGAAACAACAAGCUUAAGAAGUAAACCAAAACAAACAAAAACAAAAACUUAAAAUAAAUUAAAGUAAAAAACAUAUAUAUACUGAAAACUAGAGAGACACUUGACCAUAUCCGAAAUUUUUUUUACAAAAUGUGUGAAAAUCCAAAAAAAAACGGUAAAUAAAAACAAUAACUAAAUAAUGUGGGGAAUUAUGGCGUAAAAUGGUGGGCACUAUGUUAUUAUAUAUACAUAUAUAACGGUACUUGAAGUACUCGGUCAACUUGUUCGGCGGCUAGACGGGGGUGGGCACGCCCUCAAAUAGCGCACAGAGAUGUAACAUGUAUUAACAAAAGCUGUAACCUAACAAUCUUUAAGGAAAUGAAAUCAACUAUUUUGUAAAUAAAAAAGUGAACAUUUUUGGUAAAAGGAAAUUUCAAGUGGUGAAAGUAAAAUCAAAACAAACAAACAAACAAAAAUAAACUAGCAAAAGAGAAACCGACUUUUUGCGUUUCUUUAGGAAAUUUAAGCGUGAAACUUGUUUCAAAACUUUGUAUGUAAUUUUUUGACAAAUGCUAAAAGCACUUAAAUAAAUUAAGAUUAAAUAGGUCGAGCAUAAUGAUGUAUACGAUAACUAAGUAACUAGUUUAGGCGAACAAAAAAUUUAAUACAAGUAUAGAAAUAUGUAGCUUUGGAAAAUGCUUAUUGAAUAUUGCAAAACUAUAUGGAAAAAGUUUGGUUAGUUUUGAUUUAAAAAAAUUAUUUGAAGAAAAAGUUUAUUUUGAAAUAAAAAAUAUUCUCAAAAAAUUUUCAAAAAGGAAAAAUAAUUUGAAAAAUAUAACUGCAAAUUGUAUUUACAAAAAAACUGUUCAAUUGUUUAUUAAUUAAAAAAAAAAAUUAUUUUAAAAAAAUAUUUUGAAAAAAAAAAUAUAUAUUUUGAAAAAAUUCAAAACAAAAGGAUUUUAAAAAUAUUUGUUUACAAAAAAUUCGAAAAAAUGUUUGUUUUAGAAAGAAAAUUCUUUUGAAAAAAAAUUGUUUGAAAAAAUUCAAAAAAAAAAUGUGUUUUUUUUUUUAAUUAAUUUAAUUCAAUAUAGAAACCUAAAACACACCACAGACACGUGUACACAAAUUGACUGCAUUUCAAGUGGGUUUACUAAAAGCAAAAUUAAUUAAAAACAAAUUAAUUUCAGUUUACUAAUUUUCCAGAAGCAUGGCAACCCUUAACGCUAAUUGCAAAAAUUCAAAAAUCAGCAAAAACAUAUAAAAAGCAUUAUUAUAAUAUUUAUUGAAAAAUUACAUGAAAAUUACAUUACAAAAUUAAUAAUCCCGUUAUAGCCAUAAUUUAUAUGUACACACAACGGUACACGAUUUUCUGUUCAUUCCUCUUCAGUUUGAGCUAAAUUGUUUAUUUUUAUUGAGACGAAGAAAAUUACUGAUAAACUUUUGCUGAAUAUUUAAAACCAAGAAAACAAGAUUUAAAAUCAAAACAAAAUUGUGUAUAAAGUAACAAGAGGCAAGGAAACACCUAAACCUUAACGCUGGGCAUGACAAAUACUGUAAAAUAUGAAUUAAUACAAGAUAUAUUGAACAAAUGCGUAUGGAAUGCGAGACAGAUGUAAAUGCAAGAGAAACAACAAAUAAAAAAAUAGCAACAACAAGGAGAACAAAAACAGAUUUA
Bactrocera dorsalis (oriental fruit fly) is the source of this 27336-nucleotide messenger RNA. RefSeq lists its product as uncharacterized. Bases 4070 to 8530 code for a protein of 1486 amino acids. Gene Ontology annotation, cellular component: nucleus. The record is from RefSeq and is a predicted model, not a curated record. Lineage: Eukaryota; Metazoa; Arthropoda; Insecta; Diptera; Tephritidae. The transcript is spliced from 7 exons. Gene Ontology annotation, biological process: regulation of transcription by RNA polymerase II. Gene Ontology annotation, molecular function: DNA binding.